Penicillium arizonense is the source of this 843-nucleotide messenger RNA. RefSeq lists its product as uncharacterized. The annotation marks the transcript as partial. The record is from RefSeq and is a predicted model, not a curated record. Lineage: Eukaryota; Fungi; Ascomycota; Eurotiomycetes; Eurotiales; Aspergillaceae. The transcript is spliced from 5 exons.
AUGGCUUCCUCACAGCCUGAUUCGCCGUCCGAUUCUGAGCAUGAAGCUAUUCCCGAGUCCCCGCCGAUGCCGCCAAGCCUCCAUGACGCGCCGCCAAGCCUCCAUGACGCGACGCCAAGCCUCCAUCACGCGCCGCCAAGCCUCCAUGACGCUAUUCCCGAGUCCUACACCUUCCCGCUGCCUCCUUUACCUCAGCAGUACGAUACGCCUAAGCAAGGAAUUGUCGCGAUCAAUAUCUUCGGCCGCCAGCAUGGCUACGCAGUCUCAACUCUUCGGUCGAAACUGGUCCUUCGCACCUUUAAGAAUGCUAUAAAGCUUCAAUUUCAAAAGGCUACCGCUAAGAUCGAGAAUAAGAAGAAGCAGCUAUUUAGGCUAGUUCUUAGACGAAUUUCAGCCAAGGCGAUAGAGCAUACAAAAGACGUCUACAACCGCUUCCUACCAGCAAGUGACGAGAAGCCGCCGAUUCCUCCACUUUGCCGCUAUAAUUCGCUAGUGUCUCUACGCCUCCUAUUGACCCGCUACUCCUACUCCAGGAUCCUCUCCAAGUACGCCGGCGAGGACGCCCCCAAGGCGCUAGGAACUUCAUCGGCGGCGAAAGCACCCAAGCAAGCACCCAAGACACCUCCACCCAGCGAGAACCCUCCGGCUUUGAGCUCAUACUAUCCCAGGAAGGUGGACGUGGACGUAGCCGUGGCCGUGGACGUGGCCGUGGACGUGGAGGAACACAACAAGCCUCGCAGGGAAGGUGGCCGUGGACGUGGACGUGGACGUGGACGUGGCCGUGGACGUGGCCGUGGCCGUGGACGUGGAGGAACACAACAAGCCUCACAGGGUGAUAACGGA